GGCGUUAUAUUUACGCUGUCCAGAAGCACAACCGGUUGUGUAUCAGAUUUAUACUUCAUGCCGCUCUAGUUUAAGCUCUUGGGGAUGUUUUAUUACAGCUCUGCCUUGGUCGAUGCUACAAUACAAGUUUCCAUCUGUAUAAAUAUAUUGUGUGUAUAAAGUUAUGUAUGCAAACCAGUCAAACCCCCGCAUGUGACUUCUCCCUUGUUUACUUCAGCUCUUCCUUUUUUUCUCUCCCUUCCCUCGUCCUGCCAUCCAAGGACACGCCCAGCAUGGAUAACUACCAGAAAAUAGAGAAAAUUGGCGAAGGAACUUACGGCGUCGUCUACAAAGCUCGCGAGCUGAACCACCCAAACCGUGUCGUUGCCUUGAAGAAGAUCCGACUCGAGGCUGAAGAUGAGGGCGUCCCCAGUACCGCGAUCCGCGAGAUCUCCCUUCUCAAGGAAAUGAAACACCCGAACGUCGUCCGCCUGUUUAAUAUCGUUUACGUCGAUGGCCACAAGCUUUACCUCGUCAUGGAGCUCCUAGAUCUUGAUCUGAAGAGGUACAUGGAUGCCCUGCCCGUUGAUGAAGGCGGCCGUGGUAAAGCUCUCCCGAAUGGAUCGAAGAUGAGCGUUGGUCUGGACGGACCUAUGGUCAAGAAAUUCAUGGGACAGCUGGUCGAGGGAAUGCGCUACUGCCACAGCCACCGGAUCCUGCACCGUGAUUUGAAACCGCAGAACCUGCUCAUCGACCGAGAGGGAAACCUGAAACUGGCCGAUUUCGGACUGGCGCGCGCCUUUGGUGUCCCGCUGCGGACGUAUACUCAUGAGGUGGUUACCCUUUGGUAUCGCUCCCCAGAGAUUCUGCUCGGUGCACGCCAGUACUCCACCGGGGUUGACAUGUGGUCUAUCGGAGCGAUCUUCGCAGAGAUGUGCACGCGCAAGCCACUGUUCCCUGGUGAUUCGGAAAUCGACGAAAUCUUCAAGAUCUUCCGUCUCCUUGGAACACCCGACGAAGUGACCUGGCCUGGCGUUACCUCGUUUCCAGACUACAAGUCGUCGUUCCCCAGGUGGAAGCGCACCUCUGCACCUCUGGUUCCGGGAUUGGACAGUGAUGGCUGUGACCUCCUCGAGGCUCUGCUUGAAUAUGAUCCUGCCCGCAGGCUGUCUGCGAAGCAGGCCUGCCUGCACCCUUACUUCAGGGAGGACAGCCCUCCCGUGUCACGGCCGUUAGGGAAGAAGUGACCAACUUCCACUGCUGCGGAAGCGAUUUUCUGGUGAUAGAUUAGUGUUCACCGUAUUUCCAAACAAUUCACCUACUGCCAGUAUUCUAUCGUC
Aspergillus versicolor CBS 583.65 is the source of this 1319-nucleotide messenger RNA. RefSeq names its product cyclin-dependent kinase. Gene Ontology annotation, cellular component: nucleus; cyclin-dependent protein kinase holoenzyme complex; cytoplasm. Gene Ontology annotation, biological process: protein phosphorylation; regulation of gene expression; signal transduction. Lineage: Eukaryota; Fungi; Ascomycota; Eurotiomycetes; Eurotiales; Aspergillaceae. The coding region runs from base 168 to 1226 and encodes 352 amino acids. The transcript is spliced from 5 exons. Gene Ontology annotation, molecular function: cyclin binding; ATP binding; cyclin-dependent protein serine/threonine kinase activity. The record is from RefSeq and is a predicted model, not a curated record.